AAUAUGCCUCAAGAUGGUCUAAGAUCAGUUGUUUAUAGAUCAUUUGUCACAUGUGAUGAUUCAAAAGGAGUUGUGAAUUGUAAGACAAUAAAAAAAUCAAGGACUGGUUCUCAGCAAAUGGACCACAAGAACGAAAGCCAAAGGACACGAAAGAACUCAAAUACGGCUAUGGCAUACUACAUGGAGAGAGAGGACAUGGUCUCAAAAGGGUUUACAGAAGAAGUUCAUAGUCCAUCUUCUUUUCAAGUCAUGGAAGUCUCUAGAGGAGCCCAGAAGCUGAACCAGAUGAUUGACUCAUGGUCUAAAGGAGUGAUAUUUGAUGGGCAGUCUAAAGAUAUUGCACAAGAUUUGUUGAAAGGUGCUCUUGAUCUCCAAGAAUCUCUAGUCAUGCUAGGAAAGUCUCAAGAAGCUUCAUUGUAUAUGUCUUAGGUAAGAAAGAAGCCGCAUGAGAAGUCAGAAAGCAGAAGAAUUGAUGAAAUGGAGAUUAGGAGAACAAAUUCUAGUCCAAUUGGGGAUCAAAAUUGCUCAAUGGGAUUUCAAAAGCCUAGAAUUUCUACUGAUGGCUCUUCAAGGAAUCAGAUUGAAGAGCUUAAGAAAGUGUUCAGAGACAGCCUUGCUAAGCAGAAUCUAUUGCCAAACCUAACCACUCAAGAAACAGGAUAUCUUCAUCAAAGAGAUUUGAGCUCAGCUUCAGAAAUUCCUUCCACAAGCUCAAACCAGUCUUUGAAUGUUGAUGCAUAUGAUUUUGAUUCUCCUGACUCCUCUCUUUCAUCAAAAGCUCCACAGAAGAAGGAGAAAAAAGGCCCAAAUUUGAUUGCCAAGCUAAUGGGUCUAGAAGACCUCCCUUCAAAAACAUCACAGAACACUCUACAGAAACAUUUAGAGAGGGAGAGAAUUUCAAACCAGAGAAGACCUAUAGUUGACAUUGAUAUGCCAAAGGGAAGGAAGCCCCAAUCUAUAGCACAGAGGGUGAAUCCAGAGCGGAAGACAUUGAAGGAAAUACUUGAUACCCUGCAAUUCAAAGGACUUCUGAGAAGCAACUCUAUCAAAGAGCUUAAGCCUCAGUCUGAUCAUUCCGACAAUUCCCAUUCCAAACAAAGGGUGAUUGAUGAGAUACCACCCAUUGUUCUUAUUAAACCUUUUCGUGUCCCACGCCUGGUGGACCAGCUUCACACAGCAGUGCUUCGGGAAGAGAAAUCUUUCAACACAAAAAAGAUGCUGAGAAAAUUGACAAUAAAAAGAGAGCUUUCUUUCAACACUCACAAAGAAGGGGCUUUGAGUUCCAAGAAAAUGCAUUGCAAAAUGGAAGUAGAAGAAGAAGAGACUCCUAUUAAAACACUUAGCAUAGAAGAAGUUACUAGGGAACAUAAAGAAGUAGUUAGGAAACCAGAAGGAAAAGAAAUCAAGCCUAAAGAAAAGGUUUCACAUAAGCUAAAAGCUUCUGUUCCUGUAGAUCACAGACUGCAGACAAAAGAGGCAAUUGUCAAGAAACUGAAAGCAGAUCGAUUUCAAAAUAAUGCUUCUGCUAGCAGGAAACCGCUGAAGAUGGAGAACAAGAAAGGUAAAAUUGUCUCAAGAUGUAAAGAUCAAGCUACAGUGACCUCUACAAAGCCAAGAAAGUCUGGAAAUGUAUCAAACAGUUGUUUAGUAAACAACCAGAUUUCCCGAAAACCAAGUACCACCCAAAACACCAGCUCAAAACAUGCAACAAAAACUAUAAGUUCCUCUGAUCAGAAAAAGAAUCAGAUGAAGAAGAAGAAGCCAGUCAGGGAGCUUACAGCAAUCAAAUCAAUUGAAAACUUUGGAUCCAAAGAAGAUGACAUGAGCAUCAAUUUUAAAAGUGAAAUUUGCUCUCCACUGAUAAGAAUUGACACUACUCUUGCGGAUCAAUUCCCUGUAGAUGAGGAAAAGGAUGCCUCUGAAUCUAAUAUUGGAGAGCAUUGCAGUAAUAGCCAGAGUUCUCUUUCUGAUGUCACACCAGUGAGUCCCAAGCAUGAAAUGGAUGAGAAAACUGUGGAAGAAGCUUACGAUUACAUCCUUCAUAGUAGAAAAGAUAUCAAAAGCUUUAAAUCUGGAAAUAAUCUCAUACAUUUUCUCUUGAGCAGUCCAUCAUUCCUUACUCAUGCAGAGGAGCUUUUUGAUCUUGAUGUGUGUACUCCAACAAUUUUACUAACAUCUUGCACCAGUGAUUUCAUAGAAGCCAAUGUGAGGCUCUCUUUAGAAUGUGCAAAUGAACUAAUUGAACGUAAAAGCCUUCGAGGUUCACAAACAGUCCAUCCUUUGUUACUUACACAUGAGGGCAAUUUGAGAGUAUGCACCUCAGUGGACAAGUUAUUGGAGGAAGUUUGUAGUGUUGUUGAAAGUCUUAGAAGAUAUAGCAAGUUUGGUGGUGAGCUUCUUCCUCAAGAUAGUCUUUAUUCAAUGUUAGAGAGAGAUAUAAGCUGCAAUGGAAUUGAAAAUGGAAUCUGGGAUUUUAGUUGGAGGUAUGAAUUUUCUGCAGAUGAUGCUGAGCAAGUGGUGACUGAGAUAGAGAAGCUAGUUUUCUGUGAGUUGAUUGAGGAGGUCCUCACAUAAAGGCUUCAGCAUAUUAUCCAUGUUUGUCUGGAUACAUUAGUUUGAGAGGUUAGUAUAGCACUAUUACUUUCUUCUGUAUAUAUAAUGGCGCUAUGGAGGAGGGUUGAAAAUGUUAGCUAGUGUCACAACUCACAAGGUUAUGAUCAUUUUCCAAUAUCAUGUUUUUAAGCAGUCAUAUGAAUAUCUGCUAACGACUUUAACCUUGACGACUAAUACUAAUUUGGAGCCUGGAAUGUGUAGUGGAAAUGUUGAGAAAAAAGAACUACUUGAGUAUAUUUAAGAUCAUUUUGCAAACUUCUAUAUAUUCAACUCAAGGCGAUUAUUUCU
Quercus lobata is the source of this 2901-nucleotide messenger RNA. RefSeq lists its product as uncharacterized. The record is from RefSeq and is a predicted model, not a curated record. The transcript has 3 exons. NCBI's taxonomy places the organism in Eukaryota, Viridiplantae, Streptophyta, Magnoliopsida, Fagales, Fagaceae. The coding region runs from base 478 to 2574 and encodes 698 amino acids.